CUAGGAACCUUUCGGUUUAACAAAAUAAAAAGAAAUGUAGAUGUUCUAACAAGUCCCUAUCUACUACAACAUCUAGUUUUGAAAACUGAAGCCAGCUUGUAAGGUGUAGGCUAAAUUUAAACUUUUAUUUAGUUUUAGAGGUGUUUCAACAAAAAACAUUUUAAUCUCUUUAGUUACUGACAUUGUUCAUUACCAAGUAAUCUUAGGUAAGGUCUGAUACACUACUUACUAUGUGACUGUUUUAAUGUUGGUUUGCAGUAGUCUCUAAUACAGCAGACAUUAAACUCAUCAACUGAGUUGCGUUUGUUCUUUUAUUUAUGGGCUUUACGCUGUAAACUAUGUAGUCUGUUCUUGAAAGUGAACUGUCAAAGCGGAACACUGAGAUUUCCCACGCUCGGCACACUCGGUGUUUCCCUAUUUCAGCCUGAGGGACAGCCCUCUCUGCCAGUGGCACCGCCUCAGGGGCGGGGGCUGGGCGUUCCGUCCCAGGCAGCCCCAUUCUCCUCCCCAUCCUCUGCCCCCAGCUCGGUCCGUGGUGGCCUUGGAGCCGGCGCUGGGCUUGUGCCAGGGGCUUUGCUCGGGCCUCUGCCCGGCGGGAUUGUGGCCCGCCGAGAGAAGUGUUGGACCUGGGCCUGUAAAGAAUGGAAGAAUACAAAGUGUUGAAAGCACUAGGAGAGGGAUCCUUUGGCAGAGUUCUCCUAGUUCAUCAUAGAAUCAGUGACCAGAAGUAUGCGAUGAAGGAAAUAAGACUUCCCAUGUCUUCAUCUGAUGUAUAGAACUCUAGGAAGGAAGCAGUUCUUUUGGCUAAAAUGAAACAUCCAAAUAUCGUUGCCUAUAAAGAAUCGUUUGAAGCUGAUGGACAUCUGUAUAUAGUGAUGGAAUAUUGUGACGAUGGAGGUCUAAUGCAAAAGAUUAAACACCAAAGAGGAAAUUUGUUCCACGAAGAUCAGAUCCUUCAGUGGUUUGUGCUGAUGUGCCUGGCUGUGAAGCACAUUCAUGAUAAACGUGUGCUGCACAGGGAUAUAAAAUCCAAGAACAUCUUCCUCACUCAAAAUGGGAAAGUGAAACUGGGAGACUUUGGAUCUGCACGCCUUCUUGCACAGUAUGUGGACAUCUCCACUGAUCUCAGUGGUGUCAAGUUUUAUUUUACCAUUCACAAAUAUUGUGCAAUUGGUUUUCCAGAGGAGAGAAGAAACCUUCUAGAACUUCAGGUUUUUUCUGCUCCUCUUGCAAGAAAGGUAUCGGUCACUUCUUGUGCAGGAAGUUUAAAAUGGUACAGUGCCUGCAUCUCUUCAUACGCAUUCCAGAUUAUAAAAGAGUUUGAGCUGGUAUUAAAGGAAACCAAGAAACAUGAAGGCAGUGCAGCAAGACAAAAGGGUAGUGUCAUGGCUGGUGGAAGCUCCAAUAAUAGGAAAGAAAAUAGGCCUGUUUCUGCUGGCUCUCCUGGCAGUAAAAAGUUCCACUGUGACCUUUCUGUAACUUUUAAUGCAGACAGUGUCAACCUUAGUUUUCUGAGAGGUGGUGGUGUUACAAACUACAGUGAAAAUAAGCCACGUAAGCAGUGGAACAAGGAAACUCCUUGGACCCUGAUGAACAUUCUCAGUAAUGCAGAAGUCAGCCUAGCAUUUAAAACAUACACAAUUUAUAAGACAGCUCAUUAUGAUGGACCUUCACUUGCAGCUCAACAACUGAAUGAAGUUGUGAACAAAAUGCAGAUGCUGUAGAGCCAAGUGCCCUCCAUCCUGCUCAGUGGCCUGGUUGUAUGUGUUAGGGGGGUGCAAUAAGCACACUGCAGCCCCAUCAGGUAAAUCCACUUCCACUAAGUCAGCAGUGCUCUGUUUUGAGGGCAGGAUGGUAAAAUGGUACAGCCAAAGACAGAUGCAGUCUGAAGAUGUG
This is a messenger RNA of Empidonax traillii (willow flycatcher), 1896 nucleotides long. Its product is annotated as serine/threonine-protein kinase Nek3-like. The record is from RefSeq and is a predicted model, not a curated record. Gene Ontology annotation, biological process: protein phosphorylation. The transcript is spliced from 12 exons. Gene Ontology annotation, molecular function: protein kinase activity; ATP binding. NCBI's taxonomy places the organism in Eukaryota, Metazoa, Chordata, Aves, Passeriformes, Tyrannidae.